Messenger RNA from Cladophialophora immunda, 929 nucleotides. RefSeq lists its product as uncharacterized. The record is from RefSeq and is a predicted model, not a curated record. The transcript is spliced from 2 exons. NCBI's taxonomy places the organism in Eukaryota, Fungi, Ascomycota, Eurotiomycetes, Chaetothyriales, Herpotrichiellaceae. Bases 62 to 853 code for a protein of 263 amino acids.
CAAAGGGAGAAGGACUCGCGAAAAUCCCCAAGAUUCCACCACCUCCGCGAGAGAGCCCGCCAUGUCUCUCGCAUCGGCGAGCUGUUACUGGCCCAAUGGACAGCUGGUGACCGAGUACAACUACCAGCCUUGCAAUGCAGGCAGCGACCCCGCGCACGCGGCGUGUUGUGACCUGCGCACGAGCGUCUGCACGGAAAAUGGAUACUGCUUCGGGAACGCGAACUACAUAUAUCGCGGAGGUUGCACCGACUCGACGUGGUCGUCGAGCAGCUGUGCUCAAGCGUGCAGCUUUGAAGUCGAGGCAGAUCUCUCAAACUUUGCAAACAUCCUGGAUUGCGACGGUGGCUCCGGCAAGGCGACCCAGAACCAGAGCUGGUGUUGCGGGGCCGAGGACGGCUCGAGCUGCUGCCAGAACAGCUUCCAGGUCGCCUUUGGCAGACCGUAUUUCCCCACGAGCACCACGUCGAACGUCGCGAGCACUUCCACCACCGUCUCGUCCUCCGGCGCGAAAAAGACCUCAUCGACCACCCCGACCACCACCACCUCCGCAGCAGCAUCCACGACGCCGAGCUCAGGCAACGGUUCCGACACACGGUCGAUCGGCAUCGGCGUGGGGGUGGGUGUCAGUGUGGGCGCACUCGUGCUCGCCAUCAUGGCGUUCCUGAUUUUCAAAGAGCGAAAGAGGAGGGUCACGGCGGAGCAGAGGUUCCAGGCCAUGGCGGCAGCUGGUGGUCACGACCCAUUUUCGGUCGCAAAACCGGAGCUGGAGCAACCCAUGUAUGACGGCGCGCGAAUGCCAUACACGAGGAUGCAUGAGGCAAAUUCGCAGUCUUUGUACGAGGUGCAAGGGUGAUGAGAGUCUUGUCAUUUUGAUUAGCGGUUUGGUUGUUAAGCAUAGCAAGAGGGAGCUAUGCUCUGUACCGAGUAUA